CAACACAGGCUCCUGUAGCUUCUGUGAAUUUACCGUGACGCUUUUACUUGUUAACGUCUGGGGACCUCAGCGCCUGCUCAGGAACAGAGGUGUCUGUGCGAAACAAACAGCUGUACGAAGGUCCCAGACAGGUUAAAGAAGUACCAUGGACGAAGAGGAGCAGUUUGUGAACAUUGAUCUGAACGAUGACAAUAUCUGCAGUGUCUGCAAAUUGGAGACAGAAACGGGGACCUUAUCUUUCUGCCAUGUGUGCUUUGAACUCAGCAUCGAAGGUGUCUCCACUGCCACCUUGUUGCACUCUAAGUCGCUGCGUGGCCACAGAGACUGCUUUGAGAAAUGUCACCUCAUCGCCAACCAGAAGCUGUCCCACUCUAAGGUCUCGCGGAGUGCCUACGAGGGCAUGAAGCUGGCGCUCAGCCAGAAGCUGAACCGCAUCAUUCAGUUUGCCCAGAACAAAGACCCUGUCUCCUCCAACGGCUGCACCAGACGCGGGGCCAAGCUUCUUUGUUACAGCCAGCAGAGUGACCGCAAGCUGGUACCCCAGUCUGAUGCCCAGGUCCCCCGCUACACUCCCUGCUGGGACAGGGGCAGAGCAGCAGGGCUUCCUGAGUACACAGUGGGCAUGCUGGAGUGUCACACAGCAGAGGAGCUGGAACUGCUGCCUGGGUCUCAGCCACACGUUUGGAGUGAUGGAAGGACAGUUCUGCACAGCAGGAGCCGUCCAUCAGGAGGACCCACGCAGCGGGGACACCAGGGCCACACCAGAGAUGAACUGACUAAAAUGAGCGUGGAUGAGCUCCAUCAGCUGAACGGCCAGCUGCUGAAGCAGGUUCAAAACAUUUUCGAGGAGCUGACGGCCGCCGUGCAGGAGAAGGACUCUUUGGCGUCAGAGCUGCAUGUGCGUCACAUCGCCAUCGAGCAGCUCUUCAAGAACUGUGCCAAACUACCCUGGCUGCACAUCAGCAGAGCGGGGCUGAAGGCCACCAGUGGCGGCGGCGGCGGCGGCCCUGUCGAAUAAGGAGCUACAGGAGAGCGGCAGGCGAGGCGGGGAUUGGGGUGUGUCUGCAUCUGGAAGUGAAAUAUUUCAGUGAUCCUGGAACAAAACCUGGAUUCUGAGUGACUUCUACGACACUAAAGUGACAUUGGGUUGUCAGCUCGUUAUUAGAGCAGCAUUAAAGGCUGGGCUGACAGCGGCUCUGCGUUCAUGAUCGCAGUGAUGAUGCAACAAUUAAUGUUGGUUUGCAAAUAAACAGCGGGUUGGCACAUGGCCUGAAUUCCACUGAACCCAAGGAGCUAGGAUGCACUUUGAGUAGACGAAGCACAGAGGUCCAACUCCUGGAAGUUAUGUUCUGUGCUGAAAAGACAAGAUCCCUUAUUUUUCUUGAGGAAAAUUUUUUAAUUUAGUCAACAAAAAAAAAAAAAGGUUUCGACAUUUUUACUUAUCUAUACACUCUUGGUUUUAUCUCAAGCAUUUCUGUUUUUUAUUGUUUUGUUUUACAGUUUUACUUUUUUCUGAUUGGGUAAUUUUUUUCAAAGUAUGACUUUCAUCAGUUGUCAACACUCCUCACAUCUCAUCUGAUCUGUAGAGAGAGAUAACAUUGUUUUUAUGAGGGCGUAAAAUGAAUCGAGUCCUUCGUAGUUGUGAAAUGGGGUUCAAGCUUUAUUAUGCUGCACAUUCAAUGUAAUGGUUUCAAUUAGAAGGCUGUAGGUGGCCCUAAACUGCUCUGAUUAUCCCAAAUAGUUUGUGAAAAAAGAGGUCAUUAAAAGUACAAGGCAUAUUUUAUGCAACAUUAUAGUCAUAAUAUAAGUUAGUAUCAAGUCAUAAUGUGAAGGAAAAGCACAAAAUGGGGCCUCAGGAUAUCUGAAAGAACCCAUAAAUAACUCAAAAAGGACUAAUAAACGGAUUUGGGGAGUGAAAUGAUGCAUAACCUGAAGCUUUUCAUCCUUUAUGGUCAUAUAUCUGUUUGUGGGGUUUGAUUGCUGUAGUGUUCAGAAAUGUGCUGCAACACGAGCAAACAUUGCACCCUCGGUGACUUAAAGUGUGUUUUUAUUUUUUAAUUGAGCUUUUAUGGUUUGAAUUGAUCACUGCACACUGAAUUAGUGCUGUCAGUAGAGGGAAAAAUAGCUUUAAAACCAAAGUUUGUACGUUUUGUCUGUUUUUAUAUGUGAACCACGAGCAUUCGGUCUUAGCAGAUGGUUUUUACGAUGCAAUAUCCAACAGAUUUCAAAUGUGCGUGGCUUAUACGUGACCUAAUUCUGCUCUGAAGGCACUACAGAGACUAUUUGUUUUCAAGUGUCUGUUUUAUGGCUCAUCUUCUUUAUCUUUCCUGAUCAGUGUUUACUUCUGUUGCCCCCUCUGCUGUUUUCAUAUGCGAGAGCUAAUUUGAUGUCACAGCAAUACAAACAGGGCGCCUGGUCUUCUGUGCCUCAGGAAGUCCCUGAUUUUUGUUUUGUUUUAACAAAGGGAGACAAAGAAAGACGAAUGAACCCUAUGCAAGAUGCAGACUUAUAAAUCAGAAGCUUUAUUGGUUAUCUGAGUUUUCCUCAGAGAUCACAGAGCUGGAGUAUUAUAAGCAGAAGAUGGAUGAGGCCAAUUACAUGUGGUGUAAUGUGUUGAAAAGUGGCACUGUAGAUGUAUUUUGCACUCUCUUUGUAAGAGAUUAGAUAUAUAACCCUUUUUUGGGUUUAAAGAGGUUUUGGCUCCAUUUUAAACUGCUAUGAUGUUUUUAUUUUUAGACAAGUGGGCAUGUGCGUUUGUGAAUUUUCAGUCAACCAAUAAUCAGUUGAACAUUUCUUUUGUGAUUGUUUGAAUUAUGAAUGCUGUUUUUCUCUCUUUUUUUUUUUGCUUUUGAAACCUUAGGAGAGCUGUCCCCAGGCUCAGCACAAAGAGCAGGUUGUCUGAUUUCUGUGGUAACAAUAUCGUUUUACUGACGAUCUAAGCAUCUGUGUUCUGGCUCUUUGUUUCUACUUUUGAACAUGACUGUGUAUGUGUUGUUGCGUGCUAUAUUUAUUGUGUGUUUACUGGACCUUAUACUGAUGGUGUGAUCUGUGCUUAAGUGACUUUUCUUUUUCGUUUCUUUUUUUAAAUAAAGUGAAAUUGUUUUUAUCUUUUGUCUGUUUUACUUGUACAGAGUUAUGUCCUAAAGCUUGAGCCUUAUACUUUUUACUAACUACAGAUGGAUCCAGGGCGCCACCUCGUGGAGAGAAUGGCUUCAAAUUGUUCAAGUUAUUAUAAUCGUGUCAUUUACAGGAAGUAUACUUCCACUUCUGUGAUUAUAUAUGACUUAA
Molecule: messenger RNA, 3288 nt
Organism: Menidia menidia (Atlantic silverside)
Lineage: Eukaryota; Metazoa; Chordata; Actinopteri; Atheriniformes; Atherinopsidae
Source: the annotation of a GenBank genome assembly